AUGCGAGGCUAUAAAUCGCUGCUGCCAUCAACUACAACACUGCGGCAGAUCGGCAGAUCGGGGGCUGUCUUCCAGGAGGAGGCGGGCGGCCUCCCACCCGCCAGGCGGAGAGUUUUGGAAUCUGAAGAACAAGUACUUGUAAUGUAUCAUAGGUAUUGGGAAGAAUAUAGCAAGGGUGCAGACUAUAUGGACUGCUUAUAUAGGUAUCUCAACACUCAGUUUAUUAAAAAGAAUAAGUUGACUGAAGCUGAUCUUCAGUAUGGCUAUGGUGGAGUAGAUAUGAAUGAACCACUUAUGGAAAUAGGAGAGCUAGCAUUGGAUAUGUGGAGGAAAUUGAUGGUUGAACCUCUUCAGACGAUCCUUAUCCGAAUGCUGCUUCGAGAAAUUAAAAAUGACCGUGGCGGAGAAGACCCAAACCAGAAAGUAAUCCAUGGGGUUAUUAACUCCUUUGUUCAUGUUGAACAGUAUAAGAAAAAAUUUCCCUUAAAGUUUUAUCAGGAAAUCUUUGAGUCUCCCUUUCUGAUUGAAACAGGAGAGUAUUAUAAACAAGAAGCUUCAAAUUUGUUACAAGAAUCAAAUUGCUCACAGUAUAUGGAAAAGGUUCUAGGUAGAUUAAAAGAUGAAGAAAUUCGAUGUCGAAAAUACUUAAAUCCAAGUUCAUAUACUAAGGUGAUCCAUGAAUGUCAACAACGAAUGGUAGCAGACCACUUACAGUUCUUACAUGCGGAGUGUCAUAAUAUCAUUCGGCAAGAGAAAAAAAAUGACAUGGCAAAUAUGUAUGUCUUACUUCGUGCUGUGUCCUCUGGCUUACCUCACAUGAUUCAGGAGCUGCAGAAUCAUAUCCAUGAUGAGGGUCUCAGAGCAACCAGUACCCUUACUCAGGAAAAUAUGCCAACACUAUUUGUGGAGUCAGUUUUGGAAGUACAUGGUAAAUUUGUUCAGUUAAUCAACACUGUUUUGAAUGGUGACCAGCAUUUUAUGAGUGCAUUGGAUAAGGCCCUUACAUCAGUUGUAAAUUACAGAGAGCCCAAGUCAGUUUGCAAAGCACCAGAACUGCAAGCCUGUGGUUAUGAGUUUACCAGCAAGCUACAUCGGAUGUAUACAGAUAUGAGUGUCAGUGCUGAUCUCAACAAUAAGUUCAACAACUUUAUCAAAAACCAAGACACAGUAAUAGAUUUGGGAAUUAGUUUUCAAAUAUAUGUUCUACAGGCUGGCGCUUGGCCUCUUACUCAAGCUCCUUCAUCUACAUUUGCAAUUCCCCAGGAAUUAGAAAAAAGUGUACAGAUGUUUGAAUUAUUUUAUAGCCAGCAUUUCAGUGGAAGGAAACUUACAUGGUUACAUUAUCUCUGUACAGGUGAAGUUAAAAUGAACUAUUUGGGCAAACCAUAUGUUGCCAUGGUUACAACAUACCAAAUGGCAGUUCUUCUUGCCUUUAACAACAGUGAAACUGUCAGCUAUAAAGAGCUUCAAGACAGCACACAGAUGAAUGAAAAGGAGCUGACCAAAACAAUCAAAUCAUUACUAGAUGUGAAAAUGAUUAACCAUGACUCAGAAAAGGAAGACAUCGAUGCAGACUCUUCAUUUUCAUUAAAUAUGAACUUCAGCAGUAAAAGAACAAAAUUUAAAAUUACUACAUCAAUGCAGAAAGACACACCACAGGAAAUGGAGCAGACUAGAAGUGCUGUAGAUGAGGACCGGAAAAUGUAUCUCCAGGCUGCUAUAGUGCGUAUAAUGAAAGCACGGAAAGUGCUUCGGCACAAUGCCCUUAUUCAAGAGGUGAUUAGUCAAUCAAGAGCUAGGUUUAAUCCCAGUAUCAGCAUGAUUAAGAAAUGUAUUGAAGUUCUGAUAGACAAACAGUACAUUGAGCGCAGCCAAGCAUCCGCAGAUGAAUACAGCUAUGUCGCUUGAUGCCACUGUCCCCCAUGUGGAUGUGAGAAGAUCAUUGCCAUCACCAUUCGGUGUGUUCCUGUGGGAAAAAGCAGGCCUGUGCCUCCAUAAUUUGGUCAUUUGGCAGCCCCUGUUUUCUGCUGUUUACAACAUCACCAGUGCCACGUCAUGAGCGUCAAAGAAAAUGCCUAGAGAUAUUUCCAGCUCAUGUCAUCACGACAUUUCUUAAAACUUUAUUAAAGAAUGAGUGAAGUAUUGCUGAAAUGUGGAAAUUUGGUUGGGUACCAUGCUUUUUCUCCCCUUCACGUUUGCAGUUGAUGUGUUUUUUUUUUUAAUGUAUCUUAAAGGACAUAAAAUAAGAACUUAAAUAUUGUAAUAUGACAGAUAACCUAAUAAUUGUAUCUACAUUAAAAUGACAAACAUGAUAUUGCUGCUUGUCAAAUAAAAAAAUAAAGAAGUAGAAUGCCUUUUUUUAUGUGGUUGGAAUAUCAAGUUGGCCACAAAAUAAUACAUAUAACUGUUCAUGAGUCAUCCAAGCAGUGGAUGCAAUCUUAGUUGCUGUUGUUUUUGUUUUCUCAGUACUGUGGUUUGAACUCAAGGCCUUCUGUUUUGCUAGGCAGUUGCUCUACAACUUGAGCCACACCCCGAGGCCUUUUUGUUCUCACUAUUUUUGGACUGGCCUAGCUUGCUGUCCUUUUAUUUAUACUUCCCACUUAGUUGGGAUGAUGCACACACCACUAUGCCCAGCUUUUAUUGGUUCAGUUUUAUUGGGGUGUCACCAGCUUUUUGCCCUGGCUGUUCUUCAACCGUGAUCCUCCUGAUCUCGGCCCCCCCCCAAGUUUGUAGAUGUAAGCCAUUGAGCUUCCAGUUUUAUUUCUUAUCCGAGUAGCUUAAUUCACUUGGACUUCUGUUAACUCCAUGAAAAUGUCCUGUCUGCAUAAAGAUGCAUUUAGCACAAACAUGCUUUAUUUAAAGAGUAGAACAAUAAUACCCCUGAGUAUUUUGCAUAUUGAAAAUAUAGUUUCUGGUGCUAUGCUAUCAUAGGAAAGAAGCAGGGGGGAGAUAGGUAGUGACCUCAGACCUGGCAUAGAAGGAACUUUCCAUUCACAUUUCAUUCACAUUUAUCUUCUGUGCUCAUGAAACAUCAGUUCUGACCUAGAAUGAUAAUGCUCACUCUGCCUCCCCCGAGUUGUAGAAAAUUCUGUGAUUUCACAGUUCUUUCCAGCUCGCCCUCUUUGUCAUUUGUCCCCUUCCUUCCCCAUUGUUGACAAGCAGGUUCAGUCUGCAUGGCACACCACAACAGUGCUCCUUAGGGAGGAUGUGAGAUUCCAUUACUUCAUUUGGUCCACAUCAGCAGACAUGUUGAACACUUUGUUUGAUCAUGUUUCUAUCUGCCCACAGUCCUCAUAGCUUUACAGGGUUUUUUCUAACCUGGAAUAAAGCGUAUCUCACAACUAUUUCACUUAUGAUACUUUUGUUUGUAUCUUUAACAGAUAGGCCUUAUGAAAAACCAAACUACAACUAUUCCCAGCAAAUAAAGAAUAAUUACUUGA
This is a messenger RNA of Dipodomys ordii (Ord's kangaroo rat), 3440 nucleotides long. It is a transcript of the gene Cul2, whose product is annotated as cullin 2. Bases 1 to 1908 code for a protein of 635 amino acids. Gene Ontology annotation, molecular function: ubiquitin protein ligase binding. Gene Ontology annotation, biological process: SCF-dependent proteasomal ubiquitin-dependent protein catabolic process; protein ubiquitination. The record is from RefSeq and is a predicted model, not a curated record. NCBI's taxonomy places the organism in Eukaryota, Metazoa, Chordata, Mammalia, Rodentia, Heteromyidae. Gene Ontology annotation, cellular component: Cul2-RING ubiquitin ligase complex; SCF ubiquitin ligase complex. The transcript has 17 exons.